AUGGUGUUCCACCCUCCCGCCUGGGUUCCAGAACUCCCGAUUGCGCCCCCGGAUUCGAUUCCAAUUGCAGAGUUCAUGAGCAACGAAGCAUAUGGCCGCCGUCCACUUUCUGAGAGCAGGCACCCUUUCACCUGUGGUAUCACUGGUCGCACAUACUCGGCCACCGAACUCUUUCAACGUUCCGAGCAUGUGGCUAGGUCCCUAGCUAAGAGACUUGGCUGGGAAGUGAACCAAGGCACUGCUUGGGAUAAGGUACUGGCAAUCUUCUCGCUCAAUACAGUCGAUUUCGUAACGGCGAUAUAUGGAGUUCACAGGCUAUCUGGAAUUGUUACUCCAGUCAACGCUGCAAGCUCGGCUGCAGAAUUGGCACAUCAAUUGAAGUCAUCAGGAGCUAGGGCUCUGGUCACUUGCGCCCCUUUGGCAGAGACUGCUUUCGCGGCUGCCCGGAGUGCAUGCAUACCUGAUGAGAACAUCUUCUUGUUCGACAUUCCAGGCAUGGAAACAUCUUCGCAAAUCACUCACAGGACGAUUGAGAACCUCGUCAAGCAAGGUUCUAAUCUUCCCGAGCUCGAUCCUCUCAGAUGGGUCCCGGGACAAGGAGCUCGGCAGCCCGCCUUCCUGUGCUAUUCAAGCGGAACUUCAGGGCUACCAAAAGCGGUCAUGAUCUCCCACGCUAAUGUCAUUGCAAACGUGCUGCAGCAUGUCACCUACGACUCAGUUGGCCGAGCAAGGAAAGGUGUCGAAACGCAAGCAGUAUCAGGCUUUCUGCCCUUUAGCCAUAUCUACGGUUUGGUCAUUGCAUGUCAUACUAGUACUUGGAGGGGCGAUCAGGUCAUUGUUCUCCCCAAGUUUGAGCUAAAGGCUUUUCUCGAAUCAAUUCAAGGAUUCGAAAUUCGUCAGCUUCUACUGGUACCGCCUAUCAUCAUCAGGAUGUUACAGUUGAAGGAUACUUGCGCAAAGUACGACUUGAGCAGUGUCAAGUUUCUAUAUAGCGGAGCAGCACCUUUAGCUGAGGAAACCAUGCAAGAGCUGAAAAGCAUUUAUCCUGGAUGGACAGUUGGUCAAGCGUACGGUCAUGAGCACGACAUCUUUAUGAAAGCCUCCGGGUCUUUACUUCCAGGAACCAAAGCCAAAAUCGUAGACACGGCGGGCAACGAGAUCACUAGCUAUGAUUGCUCGGGAGAGCUUCUGGUCCAGGCCCCUUCCGUUGUGCUAGGCUAUCUUAACAACGAGAAAGCAACAACUGAGACGUUUGUUUUUGAUGCUGAUGGUCGUUGGAUACGGACAGGAGACGAGGCUCUCUUUACUCUAGCCCCAUCUGGUAACGAGCAACUCGUCAUUGUUGAUCGAAUCAAGGAACUCAUCAAAGUCAAGGGUCAUCAAGUUGCCCCCGCGGAGCUCGAAGCGCAUAUCCUCUCACAUCCUUCUGUCUCAGACUGUGCAGUGAUACAAGUACCCGACGGGCGCUCUGGAGAAGUGCCCAAGGCUUUUGUUGUGCGAAGCCCCGUUGCGGAGGCAGCUGCUGAAGAAGAGCUUGUGCAGGAUAUUAGCAAGUAUGUGGCGGCUCAUAAAGCCCCGUAUAAACAACUGAAAGGUGGUGUUGAGUUUCUAGACUCUAUUCCAAAGAGUCCAAGCGGAAAGAUUCUCAGACGGGUUUUGAGAGAUAGAGAGAAGCGCCGAAGCAAGAUAUAG
Messenger RNA from Fusarium vanettenii 77-13-4, 1692 nucleotides. RefSeq lists its product as uncharacterized. Gene Ontology annotation, molecular function: CoA-ligase activity. The coding region runs from base 1 to 1692 and encodes 563 amino acids. The transcript has 7 exons. NCBI's taxonomy places the organism in Eukaryota, Fungi, Ascomycota, Sordariomycetes, Hypocreales, Nectriaceae. The record is from RefSeq and is a predicted model, not a curated record.